Molecule: messenger RNA, 1701 nt
Organism: Humulus lupulus (European hop)
Lineage: Eukaryota; Viridiplantae; Streptophyta; Magnoliopsida; Rosales; Cannabaceae
Product: flowering time control protein FCA-like
Exons: 2
Coding region: 964-1383 (139 amino acids)
Cellular component (GO): nucleus
Molecular function (GO): transcription coregulator activity; RNA polymerase binding
Source: RefSeq, a predicted model, not a curated record
CAUUUUUUUUUUCUUCCAUGAAUAUAUGUAUUGCAAUUUACAUUGUAUAUGUGGAGGCAUCUAUUAUCUAUUCAUUCUGUUUAUUUUUCCUUUUUCCUUUGGUGUCACUGAAGGGUUGUGAUAAGCCAAUAGCUGUACGUUUUGCAGAACCUAAGAAAAUUAGGAAUGGAGAAGCAAGGUUUUGCUCUGUUCUACUUAUUUGUGAACUGGAAUUCCUCAUAUCGUUUCUCUUUUUUCAUAACUGAUCCUUUUAGUCACUGUUUGGUAUUAUAAUUGAUAAUCAGGUGCCCCAUUCAAAUUUCUCUCCAGGGACAAUAAGAUGUUUAGUGGCAUGCCCUUUGGCCCCCAUUCUCAAGAACCAGUUGUUAAGUAACUUUUUUCAUGUUACUUCCAUUCAUUUUUUUUUCUUGUUGACUGUAUUUAAAUUUUGUUUUUGUGGAUAUACGUACCAGGAAAACAACCAACCUGGGUGAUUCCAUGGUGGGGCAUAACCGGCCUAAUGCACCUCAUCUGGCACAACAUUUCUCGUUAACUAAACAACCACAAGCAGAUUCUUCGGUGGCAAACCAGGAACCUCCGCAGUUGUCUCAGAUGCAGAAUAGAAAAGCAAGUUCUCAACAAUUUCAAGGCGAAGUUCGUGAUUUUCCAAGAUAGUUGCAUGUGAUGCAACCAUUUAAACAAACGCUAGAGCAACACAAGUGGUCUCAGACUAGUGGACAACCGGUAUUCCGAACCAAUAAUAAUCUUAGCUAGUUAAUUUUCAGUUUUUUUAGUAUUGCAUGUUAUAUGUUGAAGUUUUUAUUUUUUAAUAACUUCUAUCCAUAUGUCCCUUUUUUGGUGUUCAAUUGAGUGCGGCCAGAAGAGUGCUUGCAGCAUCUGAAGGGGUUUAUUCAAUAGAAUAUUAUAUUGCAUUCCUUCUGCUUCAUUUUUUUUUAAAUUAAGAACUUUAUCUAUGUUAUUUUAAUGAAAUGUUUAAUGCAGCCUCUACCAACUGGAAGCAGUUCUCGGGAAAUUGCUUACAAUAUUCCCAGAGCUGCAGUGCCUGCAAAUCCUCAGAUGCCUGAACUUCCAGAAUGUGAUUGGAGUGAGCAUACCUGCCCUGAUGGGCAUAAGUAUUAUUAUAAUUGUGUCACUCGUGAAAGCUUGUGGGAAAAGCCCAAGGAAUAUGGUUUGUUUGAGGAACAGUUAAAGAAUGAGAGACAGCAGCAAACUGCUGCCCACAAGCUUCAGUCUUCUUCCUUGGUUCUCUCUAAACAGCAACCUGCUCAAACACAAGAAAUUCAUUGCCAAACUCAUGUUGACCAUCAAAAUCUCCAACUAGAAAAACCUGCUCUAUCUGCGCCGGUGCAUAUUACUGUUUUCUUUAUCUUCCAUUUUCAGUAACUUUUCUGUUGAUUUAUGAAUGCGACUUUGGUGCCAUGAAAAGACUUCUGUUAAAUAAUAUUUUUUCCCAUCUCAUUUGCAUAGCAAUGACAAUGUGACAUAUCUUGUGAAGGUUGGUCUGUGAGGUUUCACGAAGAGUUAGUUUUAUUUCCUUGUUCAUAUAACAUGAAUUAUUGAUUUGAAUACCCUCAAUUAGAACUUGGACUGGUAAUAUGAUAGGCCACCCUUGACCUAUGUGUAUGCCAGGAAGGAUAGAAGCAAAGAGAAUGCAUAUAGUUAGUAUUUUUUAUUUUGUAUAGAUGUGAUCUCAAUCAUUAG